Messenger RNA from Fundulus heteroclitus (mummichog), 1831 nucleotides. It is a transcript of the gene eme1, whose product is annotated as essential meiotic structure-specific endonuclease 1. Gene Ontology annotation, cellular component: Holliday junction resolvase complex; nucleus. NCBI's taxonomy places the organism in Eukaryota, Metazoa, Chordata, Actinopteri, Cyprinodontiformes, Fundulidae. Gene Ontology annotation, biological process: resolution of meiotic recombination intermediates; mitotic intra-S DNA damage checkpoint signaling; replication fork processing. The transcript is spliced from 9 exons. The record is from RefSeq and is a predicted model, not a curated record. Gene Ontology annotation, molecular function: DNA binding; nuclease activity. Bases 125 to 1693 code for a protein of 522 amino acids.
AUGAGCGGUGAAAUCCUCCUCCUGCAGCCACGUCCUGCUAUCUGACGUCUGCGCGUGACGCCGGCUGGCCUUUUGUCGUGCAAAAUUGAACUUUGCUUCCCGUGAUUCACCGAGACGCGAGGCGAUGGAAAGCAGCAGUGACUCGGACGAGGAGCUGCCUGUCUUUGAUUUCCUCCAGACUCGUCCGAGCAACGGCGCGGCCUCCCAGAGAAGCCCGAAGAACCCGGGCCCUGUCUCCCCCUCACCUCGGGGCGCCGCUGGAUCGACGGACGUGAUGAUGAUAAGCAGCGAUUCUGAGGAUGACGCACCGUACGUCCCUCUGGCGCAGAGACUGAUGCUCAGGCAGGGCGGCGGCGUCCUCGGUGAAAGAAACGCGACCGAGGCUCCGCGUCGGAAAGGCCCUCCAGAGCCCGAGCAUCAACUCGUCUUGCGUCAGGAGGGAAGAACCAGCCCAGAAGAGGUGGAUGACUUGCCUCUGAGGCCCCUCUCUGCACCCCAGAGAGCAGACUCCUCUCCUAGCCGGACGAAAGCCACUAAACGGACGGUGGAGGAGAUCCAGGCCUCCAGGGAGGAGGCUCAGAGGAGGAGGCAGGAGAGACAGCAGCAGGGCAAGGAGGCGAUCAAGGAGCGACAGGAGAGGCAGAAAGCGGAGAGGAAAGCUCUGGCUGAGGCCGCCAAGGCCCUGAGGCCAGAGGAGUGCAUCAAGCACAUGGUGGUGGCUGUUGAUCCAGCUCUGUUGCAGCUGGAAGGAGGCGGGACUCUGCUGGCGUCCGUGCAGGCCCUGGGCUGCAGCUGCGCCAUCGAGAAGCAGCCGCUCCCACGCAGCGUGACCUGGGCCAGGAGGGCUCCAGGGGCGCAGCCGAACGAGGCGGCGUGUGCUCCAGAGCCCCAUGUGGUGAUGCAGAUGACGGUGGAGGACUUCAUCACGCUGGUGCACAACUACGUCCAAGAGGAGAGGCACAGCGGGUCAGAUAACAGCCCCACCCUCACAUCGUGGGUCCAGGGGCAGCAGAGGCGUCACCCCAGCAGAACCCUCAGCCUGGCAGUCGUCGAGCUGGAGAACUAUUUCAGAGGGUCUAAGUCUCAAAGCCAGAGGAGGUUCAGAGAGGCUGUGGCGGGGCAAGAGACGGGAGGAGGAAAAGAGAAGAAGCGACGGAGGAACGGUCACACCGAGAAGCUGCCGGAGGUGUCCAGAGUGGACGUGGAGGAGGCUAUGGUCCACCUCCAGCUUCACACCGGCGUCUCCGUCCGCUUCUUAUCUACCUGGAAGGAGUUCUCGGACUACAUCACCAUGACGACCAAAGCAGUCGCCGAGGCCCCUUUCAAGAGAGAGCGAGAUCAGACCGGCUUCUCCUUCUACCUGGAGAGCGAGUGGGCGGGAGGCCAGCGGGUGGACAAAGCCGGGAAGGGCCUGCUGCAGGUGUGGAAGAGACAGAUUCAGCAGUUCAACAGAGUGAGCCCAGACGUGGCUGCUGCCAUCUUGGCUGCUUAUCCUUCCCCGCAGCUGCUCAAGAAGGCUUACAGUCGGUGCAGGACCGAGAACGAGAAGCUCUCCCUUCUGUCUGACCUCCUGAUCCGCAGAGGGGAAGGCGUCACCUCCACAACUCGAAGGGUCGGCCCGGAGCUGUCCAAACGCCUUUACCUCCUCAUGCAUUCCCGUGAUCCUGAGCACAUUCUUGAUGCCGGCCUUUGAGCUCCGUCCUUUGUCCCUAAUUUUGCUGUAACCCUCAGCUUCAACCUAUUAGAUCAAAGUUGGAGAUCAUGGAAUUGCUGACUAGUAAAUGAAUUCAUUCAGGUUUUGUCGUGCAAUAAAGUUUUAUACAGCUGCUGA